AUGGAUGAGCAGAAUAACAUGACUGUAUUGGGAAGUUUGACUCCCACCCAUUUUCUACAAGAGCUUCCAGGUCUGGUGGCUUUAAAAGCAAUGAAGACCAUGAUGGUUUUGGCGAGGAUAGAAGAUGCUGAGAUGGUGAAGGGAACUCCAAAAGUGACUUGUUGCAGCAUACAGGGGAGUGUCCAUGUCUGCUGCUAUGACUGCGUCCCAUGUUCCGAGGGGGCGGUGUCCAAUGUAACAGAUAGUGACGGCUGUUUUCAAUGUCCUGAUGAAGAGUGGCCUGACGACAAAAAAAUGAAAUGUGUUUCCAAAACAUAUGAAUUUCUGUCCUAUGAAAAUGAUGUGACGGCUCUGAUAUUUUCAUUGAUAUCCUUAACAUUUUCUGCCAUGACACUAUUUGUAUUUGGAAACUUUAUUUAUCACCGCGACACUCCAGUUGUGAAGGCCAAUAACCGGACGGUGAGCUUCAUCCUCCUGACCUCCAUCUUGCUGAGCUUCCUCUGCGUCUUCUUCUUCCUCGGACGUCCUGUGGAUAUAACCUGCAUGCUGAGACAAGUGUCAUUCGGUAUCGUCUUCUCCAUCGCUGUGUCUUGUGUUCUGGCCAAGACCACCAUUGUCUGCAUUGCCUUCAAAGCCACCAAGCCCAGCAGUUCCUGGAAAAAAGUGGUCAAAGCCAAAGUAACUAACUCUAUGGUUGUGAUCUGUUCUUCUGUCCAAGUUGUGAUCUGUGUUGUUUGGCUGUCAGUGUCUCCUCCCUACCAAGAGUAUGACAUGGACUCCUAUCCUGGGAAGAUCCUCAUUCAGUGUAAUGAAGGGUCGGUUAUCGGCUUCUACUCUAUGUUGGGUUAUAUGGGGUUUCUGGCAGCUGUGAGUUUUCUUCUGGCUUUCAUGGUGAGGACAUUACCGGACAGUUUUAAUGAGGCCAAGUACAUCACCUUCAGCAUGCUGGUGUUCUGCAGUGUCUGGAUUGCCAUGAUCCCGGCCUAUCUGAGCACCAGAGGGAAAUACAUGGUGGCUGUGGAGAUAUUCGCCAUACUGACCUCCAGUGCUGGAAUAUUAUUGUGUAUAUUUUUCCCAAAAUGUUAUAUUAUUAUUUUUAAACCGGAGCUGAACAACAGGAGAAAAAUAGGUCGCAGAAAAUAAAUAUGAAAA
Rana temporaria (common frog) is the source of this 1152-nucleotide messenger RNA. RefSeq names its product vomeronasal type-2 receptor 26-like. Gene Ontology annotation, biological process: G protein-coupled receptor signaling pathway. Gene Ontology annotation, molecular function: G protein-coupled receptor activity. Gene Ontology annotation, cellular component: membrane. Bases 1 to 1143 code for a protein of 380 amino acids. NCBI's taxonomy places the organism in Eukaryota, Metazoa, Chordata, Amphibia, Anura, Ranidae. The transcript has 3 exons. The record is from RefSeq and is a predicted model, not a curated record.